Messenger RNA from Brassica napus (rape), 1238 nucleotides. Its product is annotated as inverted formin-2-like. The coding region runs from base 447 to 941 and encodes 164 amino acids. The record is from RefSeq and is a predicted model, not a curated record. Lineage: Eukaryota; Viridiplantae; Streptophyta; Magnoliopsida; Brassicales; Brassicaceae. The transcript has 2 exons.
GUAAAUGGAAAAACGCGGGCCUGGUAACUUCGUCGUAAACGUGGGCCUUGUAAAUUCGUCGUAAACCAAUGUUUCGACGUAAUUUCGUCGUAAAUCGAAAAACACGGGCCUGGUAACUUCGUCGUAAAUGGAAAAACACGGGCCUGGUAACUUCGUCGUAAUGUUACGAGGAAGUUACGAGGAAACCGUUUUUAUAUAUAUGGGAGAAGUCGAAGAUACGAGCACUGCUCGUAUCUUCCUCCCUAACUCCUCUCCCCCUCUAAGGUAACUUUCUCUCUCUAUCUUUUUUUUUUUUUUUAUAGUUUAGGUUGUUAGUUUAGGUGAUUAGUUUAGGGAAUUAGUUUAGGUGAUUAGUUAACGGAAUUAGUUUAGAUGAUUAGUUUAGAAAAUUAUUUUAAACAAUUCGUUUAGGAUAUAUAUUAAUUUAAUUUUUUUAAAUUUUCUAGAUGGCUCCUAGACCGAGACCAGCAGCUCCUGCACCUACGUAUGCGGAUUUGUUUGGCGAUGGAUCUUCCUCUAGCGGUCCAUCGUCUUCUUCCGGGACAGUUCCAGACUCUCACACAUCUCGGAGAGUUCCUUCGACCCCUCCUCCUCUUCCAUCUCAGAUGCCUCCCCCACGAGCUCCACCUGUCGCCCCGGAUCAGCCUGCCCCACCGGCUGCAGUUCAUCCCGAUUUGCGGGUGCCAGCUCAUGCACCAUUCGCAAGAUACACCGUCGAGGAUUUGCUUGCCCAGCCCGGACGAGAGGGUUUACACGUUCUGGACCCCGAUAGACCCCCGGGUACUUAUUGGUUUGGGGCUAACAACCGUGUUAGCCGGAGCGUUUCAGAGACGAUGAAGGGAUAUUAUGACGGCCCUUAUCCCAACUGGACCAUGACUCCCGAUCACGUCAAGACGACGUGGUUUAAAUGUUUUGCGGUAAUUAUAUUUACAUAUUAUUAAUAUUUAUAUUGUUAAUUAAAUAAUUAUUAUUUUUUUUCUAAUCUUUUAAAAUGUUUGUUUUUUCAGCAAAGGUGGAACUGGUCCGUAGGAAUCACCGAGAGGGUGAAGAGCGAAUUUAUUGCAAAGGCGAAAACUCGUCUUUGCAACACCGUCUCCGAUUGGAAGGACAAGUGGGAGAUUUACGGCUAUGAGGGGAAGCCGAGCGGGGUCACAAAGGAAGCAUGGGAUGGCCUCAUCACCUAUUGGAACGAACCCAGCUCCAUCCGCAAAGCCAACUCCUGCUCCGCUUCCCGAAGA